AUGAGCAAGACUGAGAAUGAGCGACCGGCUUAUCUACGUUUACCGGUGGUGCUUCUGCGCUGCGCGCAAUUGCUACUAGCGAUUAUCGUCCUAGGAUUUGAUGCCUACUGUAUUCACUACGUUGCGUACAGCGUCUUGAUCUACUCGUUGGUCGUUGUCCUUUCUACCAUUCUAGUCUGCACGUAUCUGCUCACGUCACAAUACAUUCUACCGAAGCUCAACAAUGUACACGUAGCGUUAGGGCUUCAAAUAUGGAUGCUUGUCUUUUGGAGUGUAGAUCUGGGACUUCUAGCGUACCUGGCAAACUUAUGGGAGCAUCCUCGAUGCGCCUACGGAUUUGAGGCAGAGUCACAGUGCACGACGUACGCAAGACGGGCCCCAUCUCUCCACAAAAGGAUCACUGCCUCAGCCAAAAUGUACUCUGCAGCACUAAUUGCAAGCGCGGUACUGGCGGCAUUUGAAGUUAUCCUCUGGAUUAUUACCAACGGCAUCCUGCUCCGAGACGUGGCAAUGCACCACUCGACUAUGUCGCAGCAAGAUGGAUGGCGGGAUGCGUACGUUCCUCGGCAACAUAGUCCCGGAGUCCAGUUAGGAUCGAGCCAAGCUCAUCACGAGCACUGGGACACGACAUCUGACACUUCCAUACCUCGAUAUACAGCUCAGCCAAUUCUUCCUUCGCCCGAGGAGCCUGGUGAUGGCCAACAAUCUAUAUACUCGCAAAACUCUCUCACUCCUGAGUCGCUGAGCUCAAGCGGCCCUGACAGGGUACGUCACUUGACUUCGGAGCCUGGGAGUCAGCAACUGCGGAGCAACUCAGGGCUACAUCCUGAAGGCUCUGCCAUCUACAAAAGUUCUAUAGUCGAACCUGUGGAAACGCUCCCGUUUUUCGUGCCGCGGAGGCUACACAGCCUUGAUGAUCUGUUUGUUAUCAAUUCCUCAGGAAGUUCCCUGAGAGACGUCGACAUCAAUUCAGAUCGAGGAGAGAGUGUUUGUGGUGUACCGGCUACUCCAUGA
Molecule: messenger RNA, 1014 nt
Organism: Cucurbitaria berberidis CBS 394.84
Lineage: Eukaryota; Fungi; Ascomycota; Dothideomycetes; Pleosporales; Cucurbitariaceae
Exons: 3
Coding region: 1-1014 (337 amino acids)
Source: RefSeq, a predicted model, not a curated record